UCUCACUUUUUUUUUUCCCUCCACAAAGAAGAAAGGGAUGCAUUUUAUACUGUAAUAAAUCUUUGAUUAGUACUCUUAUUUAAUGGGGUCUCACUCAGGGCUUCUUUAAGACUCAUUUUGAGUUUGUAGCUGGGCACACGGCUAAUUGUACAUGCAAAUUAGUCAUGCAGUGCUGCACUUCCAGGAAUAACAUGGUUAUAUCAGUGUUCUAUAUCCAGCUGCAGUACUCUUGUCAGCUGAUGUACUCUUCAAAUGAAAAUACUGCUUUUCUUUAUUAUCUUCUGUUAAUGCCUGCAGGCUGGAAAUCCAGUGGUGAUGUCACACACGCCCGAAGCUGAUUGGCAAUAAUCUUACAGUUGGCACACGUGAUAGUUCUGCACAUGGCUGCUAAAGACCUGUGAUGUCACUUUGGCUUUGAAAACCAUCAUGGGACGCUGGAAUAAAAUGGUUGCAUGAGUCAACUGCAAGUCGAAUUUCCAGGAAAAUAUUUUGCGAACCAGGUCACGGACAAACUUUACAUAUUCGCUGAUGAAUUUUUCUGACUAACACUACUUGCAGCAGUUCAACCACGGGGGGGACAUUAAGUUGUCGUCCCAAAGAUGGGUUGGGUUGGGUGAAAGAAAGACACAGACAAGAUGCUACAAAACUUGACAGUUCGUUAAUGAAAACACAAGGUGAUAUUAUAAAUUUCAAAGCUGAAGUGAAGAGAGAUUUCACUCUAGCAAGUCCAUCAAAAAAAAAAAAAAAUCAUGAUUCAUGUGUAUGAAUAAAUAUCAUGAAAUAAAAAGAAAACAUUCAUUCGCUCUGUGACUCUAGUUCUGUUCCCCUCUCUCUUGUACAGGUUACUUUAAAUGGGCCAUCAAGGACUUUUGGUAUCAAAAACAAUAACACACCAAAAGGUCCAUUCCUCUGGUCCUUUUUCCCUUUAGCUUCUUUCAAGUUGCUUCAGGGAAUGAAGGAAAUGAAAGGUAAUUGAAUUUAAAAAAGACACAUGUCCAGCUCACCACAUUGGUCCCCACUUCUCCAUGGUCCAAGAGUAAGUGCAUCCCUUUCCUUUUCUUUCUCAGGCUGCUCAGUAGUACUGGGGUUCCCACUCUACUAGCACUUGCAGACAAAGACAAAUUACCCCUCACUGCAGACUGCGGCUUAGCUAAUCAUGGCUUUAAACCUUUAACCCCACCCAUAAUGCACAGGUGCCGCGUCCCAUUGCACACACUGGUAAUAUCAGAUGUCAGUGUACAAUUAAUAGUCUGACUAAUACAGCUACUGGUUACAGUAUGUUCAAGAUUAUUGUGGGAGAGUUAUCGGACACCAAUAUUUGCAACUGCCAAAUAAUUCACGUUACAUAAACAUUCAAUUUUCAUUAUUUCCAUACAGAUUGCAUCUUUCCUGUCUUGCGUAGAGCUCAUCAGGUCCCAAGCACGUGGCAUCUUAAAGAAUUACAGGUGCAGUUAAAAGUUUAAUUCUGCCCAAUUUAGGCACACCUUGUUCCACAUGCCGCAGCGAGGACCUUCAACACAAGAAGAUGCCCACUGAGUCCUUCUUAUGCCCCCCCUUGGUAUCCUCUCCACCAAUCCUGGAGAACACCUUCAGUAGUCUUCUCCAUGCAGCAUAACCCGGUAAGAAGCUUUCAAAUCUGUGCCCUCGCUUGAUCACAACACUCCAACUCCGAUAACCCUCUGGUAAGUAGUCACUUCUUAUCUCUCUCUCAGCCCCUUUUUUCAUACUGGAGCAGCUUCAUAAAAUGCUUUCUCUUUCUUGCAGUUUGGUACCAUUUACCAGGAUGCCUCCUCACAUCCCACCUGGAUCGAAUGGUGUAGGGGUCCACUGCUCGCCCUCGCUUAAUGCUGCAGACGUGGAGCCGCCUCACCGUUUCUCUCUACUGGAGUUUUCUCAACGACACCAUCUUUCAAUGCUCAAGCAGAGAAGUUUCAUACAUCCAGAUACAGUCCGUCAUAUUUAAGUGCGACAGCUUGGUUAAACAAGAAAUUUCAUACAUCCAGAUACAGUCCAUCGUAUUUAAGUGUGAAAUACCGGGAGUCCCCCUGACACAGCCAGCUUUCUCAGUUGGUCACCGCAGAUCCGAACUGCCACCUCCGUCGUUAUCAGCAGUUCAUGGGGCUGCCACCUACAGUUUGUCAGUCACUGCAGCUCCCAGGGUGCUCUGCCCUUCCAUGGAAGCCACUGCAUCUUGCCUGACUUCCUCCUGCAAGUUCACCUGGUCUUUCUCUAUGCCGAGAAGUGGAGACGACCAGGAAGCUCCCAUCCUUGCACUCGCUGGCACUUCUCCAUCAAGCGAUUACUGCUUCUAGUUUCUUUAACAAAACCUUUCCUCAACCAAAACUUUUCUUGUUUCCUCUGUAUGCUGACCCGCUCCCUUUUAUUCAAAAUGACCCGCAGCUGGUACCUGCUGAUUAACGAGAUACGCGAAAGUCAUUUCAUUAAGCUGGCACAUGCUUCCAAAUGUGCCCUGCAUACCCCAGCAUGAGCUAUAAGUGGAUUGCACUAAAAUAAUGAAAUAAAUCAUUCAAUUAAAAUGAAUUUGACUCACAACAGGUUUGUGAGGGUAAAACAAAUGCCACAAAAUAUGGGGAAAUCCUGGAGGAAAACGUGACACUGUCUGUAAGAAACUUACACUUUGGGAGAAGAGUUGUUUUCCAGCUAGACAUAUAGAAAAAUGUAUUCUUAAAACUGGUCAUCUCUGUGUAUUAGAAGAGUAUUAUAAGCACAUGAGAAAAGUAGACACUUUAUUUUACUGAUCAUUAAGAUGUAUGAGUUAGGAUCGAAAAGGCUUAUGCCUACAGUGGGUAUAGAGAAGAAUCCCCCCCUUUGAAAUAUUCCCAUUAUUUUUUGCUUUACAGCCUUAAAUAAAAACAC
This is a messenger RNA of Polypterus senegalus (gray bichir), 2877 nucleotides long. RefSeq lists its product as uncharacterized. The transcript is spliced from 4 exons. Bases 1845 to 2312 code for a protein of 155 amino acids. Lineage: Eukaryota; Metazoa; Chordata; Cladistia; Polypteriformes; Polypteridae. The record is from RefSeq and is a predicted model, not a curated record.